AUGUCGCUGCAGUGUUUGAGCCAUGCAAUACCUGAUAACAUUAUUUCAGUUACUGGCGCCUCGUCGGGAUUUGGACGAGCAAUGACUGAGCUCCUGCUCAAAAGGGGCGAAGUCGUCAUCGCAACACUCCGCAAACCCGAGGCACUGGAUGAUCUUCAAUACGGUCGGGACCGCCUCUUGGUUCUGAAACUGGAUGUCAGCAAACCCGCCGAUGUGGAUGCCGCUUUUUCUAAAGCUAAGGAAGUGUUUGGUCGCAUCGACGUUGUUUACAGUAAUGCCGCCUUUGGUGUUCUUGGAGAAUUCGAGACGGCGACUAGAUCAUCAGAAGCGAGGCAGAUGUUCGACGUCGAUUUCUGGGGUGCUGCUGACGUAUCCCGCGCUGCGAUCGAGUUCUUUAGAGAAGUGAACGGGCCCUCUGUCGGCGGCACUUUGUUGGUGAUGUCCUCAAUGGCUGCCAAUUACGGUGCACCUGCCCUUUCGUACUAUAGCGCAGCCAAGCAAGCUUUGGAAGGAGCGAUAGAGGGCCUUGAGAAAGAACUCGUGCCAGCGUGGAAUAUCCGAGUGUGUUUGAUUGUUUCGGGAUCGUUCAAGACGCGAGGAUCCCAAAAUGUCAUCACUUUGCCUCCUCACCCAGCAUAUAAAGAUAGUUCCAGCAUGUUGACGCGACAAUACGUCAGCUCUGCACCGGGUGCUGAUGUUGACUCGGCAGUGCAAAUCAUCUACGACCUCGUCAAGGAGCCGAACCUACCUAUGAGAUUCCCUCUUGGCAUGGACGGAGUGCAGUCCAUGCUGGGCAAAGCUAAUGCACUAAAGACUGAUGCCGAUAAGUACAGUACGUGGUCCACAAGCCUGUAG
Dacryopinax primogenitus is the source of this 855-nucleotide messenger RNA. RefSeq names its product NADP-binding protein. The transcript is spliced from 3 exons. Bases 1 to 855 code for a protein of 284 amino acids. The record is from RefSeq and is a predicted model, not a curated record. Lineage: Eukaryota; Fungi; Basidiomycota; Dacrymycetes; Dacrymycetales; Dacrymycetaceae.